UUUGCUGUAUUGCAUUUACGUAAACAAACGGUACCGGUAGUAUACUGCGGUGGCUUUACUUUUCUAUUCGACAUUUGUUGACGAAGUGAAAGAAUGGCCGAAGAUAAUGAUGAGUUGGGCCUUUACAUGGAUUUUGAAGACUUUGUUGAAGACGAAGAUGAUGAACUUGAAAGUGAUGAAAGAAACGAGAGCACGGACGAGGACGAAAAUGGAAGCUGGGAUUCUUGGGAAGAUGUUACUUCAACAAGUGACGAUGGUGGGGAAAUCGGAGAGGAAGGCGUCGUCGAUGCAGAAGUCCCCCGUCCUGCAGGCGGGGAAGUACCGGUAGCACCUCGUCCUCGGGUCCCACAGCCAUAUCUCCAUGAGCCGUUACCAAGAGAUGGUGAUGUCUUAGUAAAUGAUGGCGAUGCUCAUCAACAAGAUGUUGAACCUCUUCGUUUGUUGAACAAUGAUUGGUGCUUGUGUGGCGGCCACUGCCAUGUGGAGCCGUCCUUUUCUGCAGGGGACUGCUUGUGCUGCAGGGAGGUAGCAGAAGUUUCUAGAGAGGCUGAUGUACUUGGUGUUCAGUGUUUGACAACCACAGAGGCAUUCGAGGCUGCAAUUUUGCAUCCAACCUCUCUCUACAUUGGUUGGCUAGAAUACACAGAGCGAUGGCGGCAAGCAUCGAAGGCCUUUAAGGAUCGGAACAAUGAGAAGUAUCGAUAUGUUGCUUAUAGGAAAGUUGUUCGGUGGUGCUGGGGGUAUCUUGGCAAAGACAUAAGAGUGCAAAUACCUGCCUGCAUCCAUUCGAGGAUAAUGCGAUCUUACCCUGACGGUGCUGGGAGGUAUAGAGGAACAGUGCUGAGAGUCCUGAGACGCUAGACUUUGCUCGAUUCAGUGGCCGAAUAUCCAACUUGAGACAUGAACUCUGAUAUAUUGUUUACAUUAUAUUUAUUAUGUUGCUUUUUUGUUACUAUUCAAUAUACGUUUUAUAUAGUCAGUUGACUGUGGUUGGUCUGGAGUGGAGUAUGUAGAUUUACAUCUGGAAUUUAAUUCAGGUUCAUUUUAUAUAUAAUCCAUAAAUUUUGACAAUAUUCAUUAUGCAUAUGUUAUUGGUGACUGAAGACAGUGAUACGUUAAAGAUCUACUAUUUGAUAAAAUAGACUAACACACAUUAUAUGACACCUAGAUAGAUCCUUGUGAUUUGAUUGGUUGUUUGAUAUUGUUCAUUCAGCCCAUUUUGCAAUAACGUCAUCAACUCUUCAAUUUGGAUUUAUUCAUCGAGCAAUUUUGGAUCCAUCCGAUUUUGUCCAUUGCACUUGCGCACCGAGACUGCAGCUAAUGCACCAGCAGUGCGCAUGUUGUAAUGACGUAACAAUCAACAGACCAAAUUCGCACUGCAUGUGCAUGUUUUGAAUCGAAAUUCAUGAAUUUGAUAAGAAAAAAAAUAAUUUUUUAGGUGUCAUAUAAACCAAAUAAGGAAUGUUUUUUCUAUUGUGCAAUGGACUGAAUACUUCAUCUGGUGAAAGAUGGAAGAAUGGUCCAUUCAACAAGGCGUAGCCGAGUUGAAUGGAUCAAUUCAUCUUUCACCUCAUGACGUAUUCUGUCAAUUGCACUCACAAACAUUCAUUAUUUGUAUAUUUUGAUUUUUUUGGGGGGUCACGACCUCAUUCUAUAAAAACAUCAAACCUGAAGGAUUUCUAUCUUACUAUUGUGUGUUUAUAAUAGAUGAAUAUUGCACUCUCUGCAAGUGCAUGACAGAUAAUAAAUUAAUCUGGCUUGUGCAAAUUUUUCCCCACUAAGAUCGUAGUCUCGCGAAUAGAAAUGUUUGUAAUUAUACAUGAACAUGUCCAAUAUUUAUAGACAUGACUUUUAUUAUAGUACAUAUCAUACUAGGAGAAUAUCCUGGCCCUAAUGUCUUUUUGUCUGUGCAAAGCCAUUAUUAUUAUGUUCACAUAAUAUGCUUUAUAAGACGUGAUUGCUCAUAAUUCAUGUUCCAUUGUGUUGAUGUAAAUAAAGUGUUUAGUUUCUC
Molecule: messenger RNA, 2011 nt
Organism: Lytechinus variegatus (green sea urchin)
Lineage: Eukaryota; Metazoa; Echinodermata; Echinoidea; Temnopleuroida; Toxopneustidae
Exons: 3
Coding region: 94-861 (255 amino acids)
Source: RefSeq, a predicted model, not a curated record